Molecule: messenger RNA, 5496 nt
Organism: Culex quinquefasciatus (southern house mosquito)
Lineage: Eukaryota; Metazoa; Arthropoda; Insecta; Diptera; Culicidae
Product: cell wall protein DAN4
Exons: 8
Coding region: 1252-3777 (841 amino acids)
Molecular function (GO): protein binding
Source: RefSeq, a predicted model, not a curated record
GUCCACAUCGAGAUUCCGUUCAACGUUGACGCACAUUGUUGUCUUGCAAACGGCUGGCGAACGGAGCUUUCAUCGCCGCUCGCCGGAAAUUUCAGUUCAGUGGAGAGGAGGAUAGUAGCAGCGCGCAAAACCCUUCAAGGAACAUCCGAUCCGCACUCACACGAGGAAGCAGAGGUUUGAGAGCGAGAGAGCACGACUGUGGUCACUCCGGGAUAGAUGAACGGGGAGUGUGUGUGUGUGCGGGAGCGAGAGCGAGAUAGCACAGGACGGGACAGAGCGAGACGGGGAGUUAUAUGUGUAUUAAUAUUUGAAAUAUAAAUUAUAAAAGCGAUCGGCAGUCCGAGGACCACUUCCAGACAGAGUCCACUGAGUCCACUGAGUACGCGCCCGGAGCAAGUCCCACUUCCGAAGGAAGUCCCAAGAACUCUCAAGCUCUCGCAUCGAAGUGACCAGCGCAGCGUUGCGGGCUAGCGCGCAGGAUAAGAGCGCGCGGUGGUGGUUCGAGUCUCGUGGUGAAAACGGUUGGUGAAAUUUUUGAGUUUUUUUUUUGUUCGUCCGUUGAAACGUGAGUGAUUGACAAAUUUUGAGUGUUUUGUGAAGAGAGAGAGAGGGUGGAAGUUGUGUGCGGUGCGCUGCGGUAAUGUUUUAUGCAUACUUAGUCACAGUAACUAACCGCUGCGCUUAACACGGCUAAGAAAGCGAAAACCGCGAACCGAAAACCGAAGUUGAUGCAUAAUUUUGUGGGCUCUCGAGAGCUUUUGCACGCGCGCACACACCGCAAUAAAAGAGAAAUAGUUGGAUAAAGAGGAGCGCUUGCGAAAAGUGAAUUUAUUAAAUAAUAUUACAUCAAAACAGUAGAGAAACAAAACGGCAGAGUCACACCAUAGAGCACACAGUGGGAAAAAAGGGGCACGGAGAACGAGAAAGCAAACCAAACCAAAAAAUAAAAAAUAAAGAAAUAACAAACCAAGUAAAACCACAGUAAAGUGCAGUGCAGACAAGAAGAAGGGAAAACAAAUUCGUGAUUUGAAAUUGCAACGAGCAGCAGCAGCAAAUCGAAAGAGGAAUAAAGCGAAAAGUCAACACCAGUAAAGUGCAAACGAAACAAGCGAAAAAUUGCAAGUUCGUCAAAUUUGAACAUCAAAAGGAUCAACUCUAACAGAGUCUAGCAGCCGGCUCAUUAGCCGCCUCCCACAACAGGUUCUCCAGCCAGGAUCAGGUUGAGCCAUACUGAACGCCCCCGGAGAGGAGAUGAGGAGUCUGGAUAAGCGCCGGAGGCCGACACCGGGAAUAACGACGACGACAACGAAAUGCUGCUCCUUCUACUCCUCGGCCCUGCUCGGGCUGGUGCUCCUCCUCUGCACAUCGAUGUCAGUAGUACAAACAGGACCGGUCAUCAGGCCGCGUCGGAUGAUGCGGGACAUCUACGGUGAAAUCACAGACGCGAGUGCACAAAAUGUCACCAAUUUCAUCGAUACCUGCCAGCACGACGGAACGCAAGUGUCCAGGGCGAGCAUAGUCUGCCAGAAGAAGCAUGGCUGUCGGGCGAUCCAGAAGACCGGCGAGUGCUGUCCGGAUUAUCAGUGUGAAUGCCAACGUGAUGGCAAGACCUACACAAACGGAGAAAAAGUGCUGGAUCCAGAUACGCCAUGCAGAGUAUGUUACUGCCAAGGUGGCGAGAUCACUUGCAGUCAGGUAACGUGCUACAAGCGACACGACUGUGAGCCAAAGUUCAUCGCCGGUCGAUGCUGCCCGGAGUACGAUAACUGUCCUCCUCUAGAAACUUCCAAGAUCACCGAAGCUACCAGCGCAAAGGAGGAGCUGAUCGAGCUGAAGGAAACGGAAAUCGACGCCACCGAGCUGGAACAGGCCAAGGCCGACUCAACGAGCACGACAACCACAACCCCCACGACUUCCACGGCGUCUCCAACGUCCGAAUCAACCGAGGGCCCUUCCACGUCCCGAACCAUGCUCGCCGAGGGCAACAGCAACCCGCUGGGUAUCAAAAUCAAAGAAACCACCAAAGCGGAAGAGAUCCGCUACACCGACAAUCGCCCGAAGAUCUCCGACACCAUGCAGGAACGCGAGGAGGCGAUGCGACCGGUUUCGGUGGAAGCGGCGUCGUCGCACAGUGAAGAGGCGAACAACUUGGAGCACUUGGACAUGAACGUCACGGAUGACGGCGAGGAGGGUAUGAAGAACGUCAGGCACACGGAUGAGGAUUUGUUGGUUAAUGGGACGUCGGAGGUCACUGAGUCGGGUGAGAGUUUGUUGCCGUCUUCGACGGCUGGGCCGGAGUCGGAAGAGCUGCAGGCUUCGUCGGAAGCGAGUAGUAGUACGUCGACGACGACGACGACGACGGUGAGGGUGCUUUCGGUUGGGGUUUCGACUACGGCUGCGCCGGAGGAUGUUUCCGAUGAGGUGACCAAGAAGGAUAAGCCGCUGCCGGCGGUGGUUCAGAUUGGGGACAAGCUGGUGAUAGUGGAUCACAACCAGGAGAAGCCGAUAACGGUGAUUCAGGUGGAAGAGGUUGAGGGAUUGCAGCGGGGGGAGGAUGACAUCUCGUACGAUCCGGAGAUGUAUACGGAUCGGACGCCCGACAACCGGGAGAGUCCGAAGCACAUGAAGCUUGAGGGUGGGGAAAAUGAGAUGUUGUCGACGCAGGCAGAUUCCAGUGCGGCUUACGAGACGGUAUAUCACGGGGGGUCGACGGAGAACUUGGCUUCGGAGGAGGUUUUUGAGACACAACACUUUACGGAGGGACCGGAAAGUGCGGAGCAUAACGAUACCCAGACGGAUCAGCUAUUGGCUAGUAGUGAGGAAUUCAUUCAGAUAAGCUCAGCAUCUUCGUCGGAGAAGCCUGCACACUUGGAAGAGGAUCACACGACUGUUAAUCCAUUGCUUUCGAGCGGAGAAGAAGGUAGCACAACGCUGUCGGAUAUGCAUAUGUCUUCCGUCAGCUCGGAAGCUUCUGGAGAUGAGGUGUUCGAUACCCAUUACUACACGGAGGGACCGGGAGGUUCGUCGGAGAUCAGUGAGGAAACGUCUGAGCCGACCAUACCUUCCCAGGAUCUACCAGCCGACGAUAUGACCACUCACAGGAAGACGUACAUCGAGGACGACGAGCACGACCUGAUCCAACCCGGAUUCCAGCCCAUCCCGGAAGACUUCAGCUUGCCGCUGCGAGAUCAACCAGCACUGAUGGACAUUGCGGAGGAGGUGGAGCAGCAGAACCCUCAUCUGAAGAGCGAACGCAAGGAGGACGGAGCUAUGGGAAAGAUCCUCUCGGAAGUGCUGGAGUACCGCAAAAAUGCCUCGUCAUCGACAACUACCACAACGGAAGCCUCCAGUGAGGUGGACAACGAAGUGACCGUUUCUCCAGCUUGGCUAAAGGAAGAACCUAAACCGCAGCUGCGAGCACCGGGUGAGCCUCAUCUAGUUCCAGAGUGGGAACGGAACAACGGAACCAACAGCACUUUGUCGUCGGAAGAGGAUUUCAGCGGAGCUGGCGAGCUGCACGUGCUCAAGAUGCACUCUGAGGAGUACAUUGACGGUUCCGAGGGCAGUGGGCUGAGCACGGCCAGGAAAGAUCCGGAGGAGACGACGCUGGCUCCGUCGAAGGUGGCGCACGACAUCGAUUCGGCGGAAAGUGGGUCGUCCGAGUCGGACAGCAUCAAGCACAAUCCGAAGAACGACGUUGAGAGCCUCAAGUACGACGAGAACGAGAACAGUACCGCGGAAGAGGUGCUGCCGAAGAAGGCGGCUGCGAGUGUUUGAGGGAAGACGACGUUGGGUAGGACAAUUCAAUCAAUUGAACUAUUUUAAAGCCGAUGGAGAUGUAAGGUAGCUAAACAAAUUUACUGAUCAAGUAUUUAGCGAAACUAAACAGGAAUUCUUGACUUCUGAAGGAAACUGGUUGCAUGCGGCGUUGUUAUGCUUUCUGAACGUUGACAUUGCCUCCGCAAAUGUCAAAAUCCAUACAAACAUUCCAUUUGUUUGCUUUUUUUUGAAGGAGUUUGACGAUUGCUGAAGCAAUGUUUACAUUCAUAAAGUGAGGUUAAAAUGAUGGCAACCAACUUGUAACCGGAAUCGAAACAGGACAGGUCGAGAAUUAGGUGCCAGUUGUUAGAAGAAACGCAUACGUCUCUCUUUCUCCUUGAUUAGCAAGUAAAUAUUAUUUAUUAUUCCACUCUCUCUCAAUCUUGUUCUUAUUCACGUGGGCAACCACUUGUCGCACGUGUUGAGACGAGAUGAAGAUUCUCCAAAACAAUGCGCUUUAGACGAAUAAUUUUAGUGCCAUUUUGUUCAUCAUCAAAAGAACGUGCAUCGAAUUUCGGCUAAAACCGGCGGACUGUCUCCCACAGACAUAGUGCAAUCACUUAGUAAGAAAAUGUGUUUCAAUUUUCACCAACUUUUUCAAGUUUUGUUUUUCAAGACCAACACGUAGCUAGUCAAUCUGGACUCUAGUUGUGACCGGCCAAGACUUGAGUUAGAGACAGGAGACGGAAAUUAAUCAAAAAUGUAUCAAAGCGCACGGAAACAUCCAUUAAAAGAAAACAUGGCACAAGAAUUUUUCCUUAAAUCACCAUCUCUCUGUAUUUCGAAAAGCGCAGCUCGAAGGCGUUAGUCGUUGUUGUAAGUUAUUUAUAAAUUUCGACUUGCUCGCAAGAGAAGCAACAAACCAAAAUUUUAUCCUUAUCAAUUGUCGAAUUUUAACACAGAGGCAUGUGAUAGCUACAUAUAUUCUCAAUUUACUAAACUACAAGGAGCAAAAAUGGACCUACACACGAAGGCGAGAAAUAAACUAAUGCUGUAAAUGCAAGAAGAGAAAGACAUUUAUUAAGUUUAGAAGCUCAAACUAAUUUGCACUACCACCAUCCACACCCAGAAACACACAAACUCUCUUUCUGAUAAGCAGAUGAUCCUUUAACUUGAAUAGAAAGAGCAAAUCGUAGCUUAAGUUUAAGACUGUUAUAGAAAUAUAAUUGAAAGAGGUGAAACAAAAAACAAACAAGAAAAUCAUUAUUUAUUGAUUAUUUAUGAUCGCUGCAAAACCUACAUUCAUUCGCGAUUCAGUUACGCCUCCCCCCGCCCAAACAAUGUGGAAACCCCUUAGGCAUUCCUUUCUCGAUUAUGUGUUUUACUGUUUAGAACCUAUUAGAUACUGCAAUUAUUUCAUUAGUCUAAGUGACCCCCUCCCCCUCUAGUACGUAGCAUUGUUAGGAUGAAAUCAAUUGAAAGAGUCAUACUUGUAACUUAAUAUAAGGAAAGUUAAUUAAUCAUUCAUCUUUUAUUUUUAAUUUAAAAUAAAAAAUCCGAUGCGAAUACUAUUGGAACUAUUCAGUACUGUUUUGCUGGCCCUCGGUGCGGUGUGAGGAUGUGUGAUCUUCGCAAGAAAAGAAAAGGAAGGAGAUUAUGUGGAGAGGACGUCCUUGCCGGAAGAAGGGCGGUUGAUUGCAAUUACAGGUGUAAAAAUAAAUAAAUUACAAUAAAACU